AUGGUCUACCCACCAAUCACUCAAACAUUUGUUGCAUGUCCAAAGCUUGGAUUUUUAAAGAUAAUGACGAACCAAUAUAAACAAAAGAGAGAGAUCACCUUUGGUGAUUUUUACCAAAGUCACAUAAUACUAUUUACCUGUUUAUUUUUAAUAGCCUUACAAAAUUUUCAUUCAAAUAUUUUUGCAGAAGUUCACAUUAAAAUUUGGACACUUAAGUGCCUUAGCUUUUCCUGUGAGCAAACGGAAGCUACAAGUGCUGGAUCUUUGAAGUCUAGACAUUCUGUGUUACUUAAGAAUUGUCUUAGGAAGUGGAAACAUUUUGUCUUUGGCAUAAAAUGA
Molecule: messenger RNA, 339 nt
Organism: Echinococcus granulosus
Lineage: Eukaryota; Metazoa; Platyhelminthes; Cestoda; Cyclophyllidea; Taeniidae
Exons: 2
Coding region: 1-339 (112 amino acids)
Source: RefSeq, a predicted model, not a curated record